AUGUGCGCCAUGCUUUGCUGUCCUAAACAAAUUGACGACGACGGAAGCAUCCGAGCGGACAUGGUCAAUAGAAAUGCAGAAGAGAUUACUGGACGUUACAUGGAUCUGUAUACUAUUGGAAGAAAGGCCACUCAGGAAGAUGACAAUGAAUUCAAAAAGAUCACCAAAAAUUUGGAAAGGCUUUUCCAACAUCCUAUGUUUUCGAAGAUUGUGACCAUGGAUGGUCAGGCAAGGUUUCACGCAGUACCUCCUCAGUCGAUACAGAAUUUGUAUGAUAGAAUUUUGCGAGGCGGUAAAGCUCUAAGAAUUCGAGAGGGACAAGUGGAAUCAAGAAAAUUGAGGGAAGCCAAUACGCCUGAGGCUGUCUACACAUCUAAAGUGGCGUGUAAUUUUCUAAUGGAACUCAUCGAGAAGGAACGUCAACACAGAGGCCUCCGCAUGGUUGAGUGGCAGGCAGUCCAGAAACGAUAUGCCGAAAUGGUUACCAAUCCCGAAAGUGAAGAUCGAGAACUCAUGGAUUUCUACCAGAAUAACUACGGCAUGGACUUCAGUAUGCCCUCCUUGAAUAGUGAAGUAAGCACAGUUUUCCGACAUUUGUAA
Messenger RNA from Cooperia oncophora, 600 nucleotides. NCBI's taxonomy places the organism in Eukaryota, Metazoa, Nematoda, Chromadorea, Rhabditida, Trichostrongylidae. The record is from the annotation of a GenBank genome assembly.